This is a messenger RNA of Folsomia candida, 4717 nucleotides long. RefSeq names its product lachesin. Lineage: Eukaryota; Metazoa; Arthropoda; Collembola; Entomobryomorpha; Isotomidae. Gene Ontology annotation, cellular component: neuron projection. The record is from RefSeq and is a predicted model, not a curated record. The transcript is spliced from 20 exons. Bases 1166 to 2647 code for a protein of 493 amino acids.
UCUCUCACUCGCACUUGCAGCUCUUCCGUUGCCUCUCUCUAUUUCACCCAACCUCUCCUUCCUGAUUUCAUACAUUCGGAAUUUCAAUUGCGAGAAAACAACCUGUCCUCAGGGUCUCCACUUGCUAAAUUCUCAAACUAAAGCCUUGCGCCACUUACGCCUCCAAGUCUGGAGAGAAAUCUUCACGGAAAGGGAAAGUAUUCCAGAGAAAAGGGGUUGUCUCAAAGUGCCCCGCUUCCCCAUCCUACACUUUACUCUGUCUACUUAUUCUGCCUCGCUUGGUCAGAUACACACCUUCACAAGGUCACUUUGUUUCGUCGCCUAAGAUGGUCAUACAUGACCUAGUCGCAGACAUUAACUUUGUACACUCUCGUUAAACUCUCGUUAAACUCUCGUUAAACUGUGCAACUCUUUUAUCUCUACAACAUUUGCAUAUAACGCAAGAGGUGUUGGAAGAAACCGGAGUUCAGACGACUGUCACAUUUCAUACCUACUCCAUUCAAGUUUGACAUUCUUUUGAAUGUUUCUACGUACAUAUCCCAGGGCUGCAUCGUAAUAUUGGAACAACACGAAACACGUGCACAAAUACAUGCAUGUUGGCGUAGGCGGAAAAGCGGAAAAUACAUACACGUUUCAGGAAAAGAAAAAAAUAGACUGGAUAAAACGUUCAUAAACAAUUACGAAAUUUUAACUCGUGUCUAAAAAUACGCUACAUUUGAGAAAUCAAACAAUGUGUAAAUGUUGCAAAACAACAGCAUGUUUAACAUGUUGAUGACUCCUCUGUGAAUCUCCUCUCUGUCUUCUUGUGUAGAAAAGUAAAGGGUUUUAUCCCUUCUGGCAGGGAAGGAAAGUGACGGAAGUGUUUAAGGAAAGUUUGAGAUUUGUGCUAAUGACUUGUGACACGUGAACAAAAAUAUUUAACGAAGGUCGAGUGGUUGAGGCAAAGUGAAGCCAUACACAUUUCCUCACCCCUCCGCGUGCAAGAUCUACAUAUUUCCAGAUUUAAAUCUCGUCUCACCUCUCAAUUACUCUGCGGUGCGGUGAGGCUGGUGGGUGAGAAGCAGGAUAUAAAUAUAUAAUAUUCCUCCUUUGUUCAUUUCUUUCUCAACUGCCAAAGCAAUCGAGAUUCGAGAUUAAUUAGAGAAUUAGUGCGUCCUACCACAAAAUGAGGGUCCCAUUCUUCACGAGAGCUGGGAAUGAUGACAAGGAUGGCUGUGUCGGAGGUGGGGGAGGUCGUCAUAAUAAUCAUUCUCAUAACUCUACAAGUCAGCAGCAGCGUAAUAGUCAUCAUCAUCAUUCCCACUUAUCCUCGAAAUGGACUCGAAUUUUGAUCGUGGGUCUAUACGUGGGCUUAUGUCAAAUGGCAGCUGUCUUGUCACAAGCCAUGAAGGAACUUCCAAAAUUUGGAGAACCAAUCCCCAACGUCACGGUUGCAGUGGGAAGGGAUGCGUCACUACCAUGCGUUGUAGAAUCACUAGGUAAUCACAAGGUGGCAUGGGUUCACAUUGAUAGAAGAAUGAUACUGACAAUCCAUAGACAUAUUGUCACCAAGAUCCCAAGAUUCAGUGUAUCGUAUGAUUCACACAAAACAUGGCUUCUAAACAUAAAUGCGGUGCAACAAGAAGAUCGGGGUUACUACAUGUGUCAAAUAAAUUCUGAGCCAAUGCAAUCCCAAGUUGGGUAUCUGCAAGUUGUUGUUCCUCCGAACAUCUUGGAUGAUGACAGCUCAGACUCCCAUGUGGCUGUGAGAGAGCAUCAAAACAUAACGUUAAGCUGCAAGGCCGAGGGAUUUCCAGAGCCGAGGAUCACUUGGAAGCGUGAAGAUGGAGCAGCCUUUGCGGUCGACAGGAGGAAAAAAGUUAACGUUUCGGAAGGUGAAAGACUUCACUUGUUCAAAAUCAGUCGAUUGGAGAUGGGGGCCUACCUCUGCAUCGCAUCAAAUGGAGUGCCACCAUCGAUCUCAAAGAGGAUCACCGUCGAUGUUGAAUUUUCACCUAUGACCUACAUUCCAAAUCAGCUAAUUGGGGCUCCUAAAUCCACAAAUGUGACACUUGAGUGCCACACAGAAGCGUUUCCACGUGCGAUCUCCUAUUGGGUUUAUGACAACAUGAUGAUAUUGACAACUGGGAAAUACAAUACGGAAAUUGUGGAGUCAAGUUAUCGAACUCACAUGCGACUCACAGUAAGAGGACUCAAGGACAAAGACUUUGGAAAGUAUCGAUGCCUAUCAAAGAACAGUUUGGGUGAAACUGAAGGUUCCAUAAGAUUAUAUGAGAUCCCAAUGCCGUCAGUUCCUCCAAAAGCCACAGAAGUGAAGCAGGAAAAGAACAAUGCGGUUGGCGUUGUGCGGCUUAACCCAAUUUCUAAGACGGAUGAAAAGUGGAAUAAGGGAGGCAAAGGGGAACGAGAUCGCGAGUCCAAGUCGAGCAACAGAGUCCCUUCGGAUUCCUCUGGCUCAAACUCUCCCAACGGUUUCAAUCGCACAUCAAUCCGUGUUCCGACUGUGGAAUCGGCCAACUCAGCGACUGAUAGAGCAGGAUCCCUCUUGCAACUUUCUCUGGCAAAAUGUGUUGCCUACAUUCUACCCGCCACAUACCUGAUUGCAAUGACCCUGAUGGGCAGAUUCUCAGUCCUCCUACAGUUAUAAUUUCCUCAUUGGAAACGUGAAAGUAUGUUUAAUAAUCGUAUUAUGUACAUCUACCGGUUUCGAGAGAUCGCAUGAUUAAUUUGCUGAUACCAAUUGAAAUGAAUUAAAUGCUUACUGCCACCCACAAAUGACCGCCUGCAUCACAACUUGAUCAAACGUUCACUUUACUGCAACUCUACAACAACUUAUUCGGAGGCAAUUUGGCUCACGGCGUCAGAAGAACAAGGAAGAAAGUCCGCUCUUGAAGGUUGGGCAGAGCAGAAACUGUGAAAUUUCGUCACUGGUGGUAGCGGUGAAGUGUACAUGUCGUUUGCAGAUUUGGAUUUAAUGGUUUCAAAGCUAAAUGUUUCAUGUGACUGAAUGCGGAAACAAAGGGGAAGGUGCAAAUUUGAAUUUAGACUUGUGACUGACUCUGACUCUGCUAUUUGCGGAUUUUGUGGUCGGUGGUUUAUUAUCCCUCCUUGCGUCACGGACAACAUUCAACAAUUUCUCUUGUCCUGCUAGCAACAAGGCGUCCUUAAAUCCCUCAUUUUGCUGGUUGGUGCUUCUAACGAUAUUGUCACAGCUUAUGUAUAAGGCAGUUAUUUACACAGAUAUGACAUGCUGCUCUCCCUCUAAAGCUUUGUGAAAAUCCGCGAGUGUAUUGUUACACAGUUUAUGAACACUUUUGGAAAGUUAUACAAAGUUGAAGGCAGGUUUCUAAUAUCUCUCAUGACAUUUAAUAGUAAAUAUAAACGUAUAAAUAGGUAAUAUAUAUGUACUAAUAAACAGUGUUGGCUCAUUCAUAAGAAUAUUUAAAAUAUGGUACAUUCUAAAACGAGGAACAAGUUAGAUAAUUUAUAUCUUAAAGGUGUAAAAUAAAAAUAAAAUAAAAUAAUUUCAUUUAUUUGUAAAAUGUAGUUUAACAGGCAUGUAGAUUGUUAAUUACCGGUUAAGACAAUCAAAUUUUAAAACUGCUGAAAAACGAUAUGGAAGCAAACUGUGCAGAAAUACAUUAUGUUUUGUUGAACUACUUAAAUCAUACAUUUUCAUGUAAAAAUUGUCAACGAUUUUUUUAACCCAAGAAUAGAAAUAGUACUCUAAUAUAGUUAGAAUUUAUUUAAAUACAUGAGCACAAUUGCACAACACCGCAUAGAUUUAAUAUUUAUUAGCGUUGCUUUUGUAUGAAGGGAUUGUACCACACUGCUUGUUUGAGAGUGAGUAACAUAAACUAAAUUCACCACUAAUGACUAAACUAUUUUCCUAAUUAUAUAGUUAACUAAUUCUUUUGUCCCAUAUCAAUAAAAUAGUUAUUAUUUUAAGCUCCAUACUACAUUUCGGAAAAGUGAAAGUUUUCACCAAAAAUUAAUUAAAUAAGUCUAUCAAUAUUAAAUAUAUUAGUAGCAUAUAUUAAUAAUGUAGCAUACAUUAAUAAUUCAUUCAUUAUGAAAAAGUGCCAAAAAUGGUUUCGUUUCAAUAGCUUUGUAAAUAUGGGUAAGAAUCAUUUACUAAAAUCAUGUACAACUCGCAUUACAGAAAUAAGUUUAUAUUUAUAUACGUAAUAAAAUACGUGAUAUUAGUAUUUGUGGAAAUAAUUAUCAGAAUAAGAUUUAACUAUGUAUGCAGAACAAAUAACUUUCUUUGUAAAACUUAAAUUACCUAAACCAAAAAGUAGCAGCAUCCUUCAAGAACAAAGAAUAAGUAAAUAGCACAUUUGUAUCUAGCAUCAGUAAGUUGAAAAAAAUGUACUAAAAAACUUAAUCUUCUUGUACUGCACGUACAUAAAUUUAAAAAGAAGAAUUGUUGGAUGGCACUGCACCGUCGUUUUGUAGCUUUUCUCCAACCGAACUACCAUCAGCAUUAUUUGCAGAGUCCAAACUCAGCUCUGAUUAAAGAUCUGCUGACUAAAUAUAUAGCUGAAAAUAUUACAACCACACACUACCUUUAUUUCCUUAUGUAAGUAUUACUGCAAUACACACCAACAAUAUUUUAUAGUCGACCACAACACAUACUGUAAAUUAAAAAAGUAGCUGUACUGUAAAACAAUAACGAUGAUAAGACCGAAAAUAAAUUUCCAACGAAAGUUUGAAA